Messenger RNA from Dentiscutata heterogama, 781 nucleotides. The record is from the annotation of a GenBank genome assembly. Lineage: Eukaryota; Fungi; Glomeromycota; Glomeromycetes; Diversisporales; Gigasporaceae.
UAAACCUCCCUAUAGACUUACUCCAUAUGUAGAAGUUUUACAAACUCAUGUAAAUAAAGUUAACAAAGCUGCUGUUUGUAAAGCUUGCAUCGACAAAUUAGGAAGAGAAGUAGCACCUGAAAGAUCUAUUUUUACUAAUACAAAAGCUUGCACUAAAGUACAUUUAAAGAAAUGUCUAAAUUUUUUUGAAAAAUAUACUGAAGAAGAAAGAAAUGAAAUUCUUUAUGGAUCAGAUAAUGAAAGUCAAGAAACAAAUACAGUUCUUUAUUUACAAUAUCAAGAUUUACCAGAAAAUAUUGCAAAAUUUCUAGAUGACAAUAAUUGGUGGCAAACAAUAGAAGAACUUGAGUCACGUAUGCUUUCCUUUAUGGCAACAUUAAAUCAUCUUCAACGGGAUGCUGCACGGUUACCAGAUGUUCUUCAUUCAUUUGCAUAUUUUAUGCAAUUAUAUAAAAAUAAGUCAGAUAGUUUUAAUUUAGAAAGUUCUAACGUUAUAGAUUUAGAAAGUUCUGACAUUAUAGAACUAGAAACUGACGAAAAUGAAGAAAUGAUUAUUGAAGAUGAUUCCGAAUCAAGUGUAGAUGAAGAUAUUAGUGAAGAAUGGAAAGCAGUUCUUAAAGAAUGGUCUGAGGGUCUUAUUUCUGAAGAAGAAAGCAUAGAAGAACAUGAAAAUUUGUUUGGAACGGAUGAAUUGGAAAAAACAGAGAAAACAGAAGAUUUAUCUUUCAACGAAUUAUUAAUAGGUUUGAAACAUCCUGCAGAUGAUGCCAUGGGAAAAUAG